AGCCCAUUGUAUACAGCGGAGGAAACCCUGUGCCGUGAUCAGCCAUCUUGGAUAGACAGAUCAUACUUGAGCCAGGAUAACCUGCAUUCCUCUUCUGAACAGCUCCACAACACAACGCUCUAGACACUUGAUUUCUGAGCCACAAUGGCCACCGCACCAUACAACUACUCCUACAUUUUCAAAUACAUCAUUAUCGGGGACAUGGGGGUAGGGAAGUCAUGUUUGCUUCACCAGUUCACAGAAAAGAAAUUCAUGGCGGACUGCCCCCAUACAAUUGGCGUUGAGUUUGGUACAAGGAUAAUCGAAGUGAGCGGUCAGAAGAUCAAGCUGCAGAUUUGGGACACAGCGGGGCAAGAGCGCUUCAGGGCCGUCACCCGCUCCUACUAUCGCGGAGCUGCAGGAGCACUCAUGGUCUAUGAUAUCACCAGGAGAAGCACGUACAACCACCUCAGCAGCUGGCUGACUGAUGCCAGAAACCUCACCAACCCCAAUACUGUGAUCAUUCUCAUAGGAAACAAAGCAGACUUGGAGGCCCAGAGGGAUGUCACGUAUGAGGAAGCGAAGCAGUUUGCAGAGGAGAACGGGCUGUUGUUUCUGGAAGCCAGUGCAAAAACAGGUGAAAACGUCGAGGACGCCUUCCUGGAAGCUGCUAAGAAGAUCUACCAGAACAUCCAAGAUGGCAGCCUGGACCUGAACGCUGCCGAGUCGGGGGUCCAGCACAAGCCCUCGGCCCCUCAGGGCGGACGGCUAACCAGCGAACCACAACCCCAGAGGGAAGGCUGCGGCUGCUAAUGACCAAGCAAAACCCCCCUUCAUCCUCCCUUCCUCUCUCUCUCUCCGUAUGUCCUGCCCGUCCUCCC
This is a messenger RNA of Morone saxatilis (striped sea-bass), 860 nucleotides long. RefSeq names its product RAB14, member RAS oncogene family, like (gene rab14l). The record is from RefSeq and is a predicted model, not a curated record. Gene Ontology annotation, biological process: phagosome maturation; endocytic recycling; defense response to bacterium. Gene Ontology annotation, molecular function: GTPase activity; GTP binding. Bases 145 to 792 code for a protein of 215 amino acids. The transcript is spliced from 8 exons. NCBI's taxonomy places the organism in Eukaryota, Metazoa, Chordata, Actinopteri, Moronidae. Gene Ontology annotation, cellular component: Golgi apparatus; phagocytic vesicle; recycling endosome.